AUGUUACCGCGUUCGAAGUACAAGUCCAAUAGCGGUGCAGGUCUACUGAACACCGUAAUAAAUAGUCUACCGUUUGAAUUACAUCUGCCCGGUUAUCAGUACUGCGGGCCGGGGACCGAUUUAAAAAAAAGACUCGCUCUCAGCCAGCCGGGAAUAAACGGUUUGGACUCGGCGUGCAGGGAACACGACAUAGCUUACGAAAAAAGUAAUUCUUUGUCCGAUCGCGGUGCGGCCGACAGUGUAUUGGAAGAACGUGCUUGGAGCAGAGUGGGCGCGAAAGACGCCGAUUUUAAAGAAAAAGCCGCCGCGUGGUUUGUAACGACGGGUAUGAAGGCUAAACGCAAAAUCGGUGCUGGAUGUGGGUUCUCUAGUAUUGUCGGCGUGUGUAAAAAAGCGUUAAAAAAAUCGUUAAAAUCGUGUUCGGGAACACCGAAUAUGAACAGUUUAAUUAAAUCGACUGUCCUAGUCGCGCGAAAACAUGUAAAGUCUGUGGGGACUCGAUCGAAAAAUAAAAAUAAACCGCCUCGCGUCAUCAGAGUUCCGAAAACGGGGGGCUCUUUAACUUUAAUCCCGGUGUUGGCGGGACUCUCGGCGCUCGGCACCCUGGCCGGCGGCGUUGCUAACAUCGUUGAACGAUACGCGGUAUUAGAUCGGACGUCGGCACAUCCGUGCAUUUAGGCAAAGGCGUGUAUCUAAGGCCGUAUAAAAGCGCGGGCUCGUAUACUAUAGCACGGAAAACCAGCGCUAUUACAUCGCGGAUUAACAAACGAAAAAAAUCGGUGACGCGAAAAAAACAAAAUAAUAAAUCUCGAAAAAUUAAAUCUAAUAAACAAAAUAAUAAAUCUCGAAAAAUUAAAUCUAAUAAAAAAUCGUUGAAAUCGAAAAACUAACUCUGCCCAAUCGUGCCCUUUACGAUUUUGAAAUUAGUGAAUACGCUAAACGCGCGAAAAUAUCUCAUUUCAGAGGCGUAUAUUGCAUAGACAGGUUGCCCGUCGCACCUAGACGCGAAGAAGCUGCUGUCGUUAAUCUAGACUUUGAAAAAAAUAAGGGUACGCAUUGGGUAUGUUAUAAAAAAACCGGAAAAUCAGUUUUGUAUUUCGACAGUUUCGGUAAUCUCCGUCCUCCAUUAGAGUUGGAAAAAUAUUUUAAGGGCUGCGAUAUCGAAUAUAACUACGAAAGGAAGCAGACAUACGAUACUUUUAAUUGCGGACAUUUAUGUUUAAAAUUUUUAACCGCGAAACCAUAAUAAUAUAUAGUUAAAUAAUAUAAUAGAAUUUAAAAUAUUUAUACAUUUAUUAUUUAAAUUUUCACCACGCCGGCAUGUCGUCGCAAACAGUAUCGUUGAGCGGUAACAGUUCCGAAUUGGAAUGUCAUUUUUUCCCGCCCCUAGAAUUGCCCGAUAAAUCCGUAAUCGGACUUUUAAGCAUCCAGACAUAUAAUUCUAUACCUAACGUCGAAGCCGGAUGCGAUACUCUACAUAUUAUACACGGUGGGCUGCAGGGGACGACUAAGAUUAAAAUACCGACUGGAUGUUAUGAAAUAAUUACUCUGGAAACUAAAAUACGCGGACUUUUGAAAGACAUCGGUGUA
Rhopalosiphum padi (bird cherry-oat aphid) is the source of this 1590-nucleotide messenger RNA. RefSeq lists its product as uncharacterized. Bases 1 to 678 code for a protein of 225 amino acids. The record is from RefSeq and is a predicted model, not a curated record. Gene Ontology annotation, biological process: arachidonate secretion; phospholipid metabolic process. NCBI's taxonomy places the organism in Eukaryota, Metazoa, Arthropoda, Insecta, Hemiptera, Aphididae. The transcript has a single exon. Gene Ontology annotation, molecular function: structural molecule activity; A2-type glycerophospholipase activity.